This is a messenger RNA of Amoebophrya sp. A120, 6517 nucleotides long. The record is from the annotation of a GenBank genome assembly. NCBI's taxonomy places the organism in Eukaryota, Dinophyceae, Syndiniales, Amoebophryaceae.
GUUUUUUGGAAAUGUUGAAUGCAAAAAAAAUGCAAUAAAUGUAAUAAACAAAUUGCACCAUACGGCUCCGAGCCGUAUCUAUUGGAUAAACUAUCCUGCUUCAUCGGAACCGACUGAAUUUAUAUUCUUGAUAAAGAUCAGUGUCCGUUCUUUGUAAAUACAAACAUUGCAUCAUUCAUUUAUAGAACCACCAGCCAAGAGCAGGACGAAGGAAAGAUGUUGCCGACAGGUGGGAACAUGAAGAAGUUACGAAAAGCCAAUAGCGUUGUGAACAACGUGAUGGCACCAGGCGGGGGCCGCAAAGCCGGUCCCGCGGAGCUGGAGUACCAGCAGCCCGGUGUAGAUCCGCACCAGCGUGCGAAGGUGAACUUCCUACGAAGGCAGGUAGGCAACCAGCAGACGCCGAGCUCGCUGACGGCUCCGGAGGGCGCAAAGUACCCGGUCGAGAUAUCAACACGAAAAAUACCCCACCACCACAAAACCAAAUCCGAACAGUUUGCAUUGCACACUUUCCGCACGGAUAACUUUUUGUAUUGCAUGAAAGGAAGGUGACGCAUUCUGUGUCAGAAUUUAAACCAGUUAAUACGUAGCUUCUAAAUGAUAGACAUAGACUUAGACGUAUGCCUCCAUGUAUGUUGCACCGCGGCGCCGUGCAACGCAGACUUCGACUUGCGCUACUCUGUCCUGCAGAUUUGUCCUGAUCCGGAUAGUUGGAAGGUGGCAAAUGCUUCCUCUCUUCGGGACGUUUGCAAAAAUAGAAAGAGACGCUUCCCAUCCAGAGGGGCCGUGGGGACACUUGUGAAUAUGAUACGACCGGGACUACACCAUGGAGCGGCUCCGGUCAGCAGGCUACCGCUGGUACGACCACUACGACCCCGCCGUGGGAGGCUUGCUCAUGCUGGACGGCGCGAACCGGGUUCGCGAGGAUGCCCGCCGUAUGAAAGACAUGUCUCUCGCAGACGCGAAGGAACACAUCAUCACGCACCCGCCCGUUGAGGGAGGCAAAAUCGACAACGCCUUCGAUCAAGAGGACCUCGACGCGCAGGGUCGCCGCGCGGCUCAGCGACAGGCGCACGCGAGAAAGGCGAAACAGGGCAUGCGGAAGAUCCAGCUGGCGCAAGCCAUGGGGAUCAAAGCAGAAGUCAUUGCAGGGAAAGACAGCGCUCCCUAUCACGGACCGGACCGAUUUUCUCUCGACACCGACAGAGUACUCAAAAUAUGAUUGACCUGUGUAUUUCAUCUUUCUAUUGAAUUCGUACUCUAAUCAAAAUUCAUAUCAUUAACCUGUGUAGAAGUACUUGUUAAUCUAACGAACAACAUCUACCUCGCGUAAGGUAUUCGACCCAGAUUGGCAAAAUCCGGAGGAGAAACUGCAAGAGCUGGAGGAUGCCCCACCCGACGAAGAUUCUCCAGAUCUUCCGAGCAAUGGCGGCAAGGAUCUCAAGAAGGGCGCACGCACGCAGGCAUUCGAGCUCCAGCGGAUGAAGACAGCGGAAACCACAGACGCAGUCAAAGAUCUAGACUCGCGGAUCGACGCUACGGGCGAGUACCUAAAAGUUCACAACGAGAAUCCGGGAUAUGUGUCCAAAGAAAUAGAAACGUACAACAGACGCCGCACGAAUAUGGAGCUUGACUGGCAAGAUCUGACGCCGACCGCUAUAAAAAAGCGAGCGGAUCUCGAAGAAAGCGUACAAUUAUAUUCUGGAACACUACUAUUUUUAUUUUCUAUCUCGAGUUUUCUGGUUUUCUUUUCUAUCCCUUCCCGACCACACAUGACACCGUUCAUGUGAACGAAUCAGUGAUGUCUGAUACUUAGCGUCAAGUUUCAGCUCGCCUCGCCGAAGCAGCGCAACCGCUGCAACACAGUCAUCAUUUUUUCGAACAUUCUCACACCAGAUGGCCUACAAGAAUGCAGUCGACGAGGCGCUGGCCAGGAGGCGCGUGCACGACAGGCGAUCCGGCUACAUGGACAGCCGAAAGAGCAGCUCCGUCGUGUUUGACGAGGGAGGGAAAAUGAUUGCAGCCGACACAGUCGAGGAGCUGGAGGAGCAGAAGAAGGAGUGGCUAUCGACGAAGUAUGAGAAGAUUCAGAAGGCGCCGGUGGCCUGGACGCUGAGCCUUGUCGCGGAUGAUCUCGACGCAGCCGAGGCGGAGGAGGUGGCGCUGCAGAAGUUUCGGGACCGGCCGGCGUCCGCCCCCGCGCCAACGCGCGACAACCGACCGCCCGUCGACCCGCGCGAAAAGUGGAUGGAUGAGCGGAUGAAGGGCAACGGUGCGUAUCUCAAGCGCCUCAGCUCCGCCAUCACGACGUUGCCUGACGGGAAACAGCAGGUCGGGCCCGUGAAGCCGCGAAAGAAGGGGCGGAGCCUGGACGAAGCGCACGAGUUGCUCACUGACAUCGCCGAGGCGCAGUACGACGCCCGCAACGUCCGCCUCAUAGCGGGCGAGUUCCGCCGGGAGGAGGAGGAACGGCUAAUGGAAAUCGCUCGCAGAGACGGCAGCCCCGUGAAUGCGGCCGGGCUGCCACUCCUAUUGCAGGACGCGCCGGCCGCCGACGCGAUGGAGCAGCAGCUCGUCGUCCGACAGCAGCUUGAGGAUGAACAGAUAGUACACGACAGCGACCAUGAUGUUACGAGAGGCGGAAUUAUUACCGAAGUGGUUCUUCCACCACAACAUAACAUGGAACUACCGCGGCAAGUGAUCUCAUCACGGAGUCAGUCACAGUCUCCGUCAAAAACAAGAUCGCAUCCCAGCCGUCCCACUACCGCGCCCCCCGCCUUUCUGGCCUACGCACGCGAAGCGCGAGCAGCGCUGUGUGCGCGAAGCUAUGAUCUGCUUGCGCAUCGACCCGAACUUCAGAAAACCUAUCGGCGCUCCCCGCCCCGGCAGCGCUCCCCACCCCGAACCGACCGGCCGAAAAGCAGUACUCGACCAGGGAAGCGGAGGCCGCAAAGUGCGGUGCACGUGAGUAGUCCGACGAAAGACGAUCCGGCUCCGGCAGAAGAAGGAACAGCCGGCGACUCCUCGUCAACUUCCCCCAGGAACAAGCGCCGAGCAAUCUCGGCCGGUACUGCGCGCGAUCGUGCACAGGGCGCGGUCGCGACUGAUGUCGCGCACAACCGUCCGCCUCCACGUAGCGGGGAGCCCGACUCCGACGCUACGUCUGAGCACACGACCUUUGUUGAACAAUCUACGUUGUUGGUUGUCGGAAACAAAAAGCGAAAAAAGCGACCCAUGAGCAGCACACUGCCGGUCGCCCCGGAGGACCGAGUCCUUUCGCCUUGUGGAGUCGGUGAUCUCGUCUUCGUGCGCAGAAGAAGCCCGUCGCCGCAAACACGGAAAUCCACCAGCAAGGAGGAGCAAUACGACAUCGAAAGUCUGCAACGAGACUUCGACGAGUACGUUUACGACGACGAAGAAGUGCAUUUGCAAGCCGAAGCCAGUCGUGACUACAACAACCCCAAUAGUCGAGUCACUUCCCGACCGACCUCGUCCACCACCGCCCGCCCAGCGUCCUCCAACGCUCGGCCGGAAUCGGCCACGCAGCUCGGCUUGUCCACGGCUAGGCAAAACCAAGUGGAGAUCUUUCUGCCCCUUCCCUGUAACCGCGCACCGGAGCGCAAAAGCGUCGGGGAUCAGAUCAAAGAGAUGCUCGCGAUGCACAACGACAAGGACGGAGCUGCCGUGCCCGGCGGUAGAGCACCACGGAACCGACGGGAGAAGCCGCCGAAUCUGGUGCGUCCCCCUGAUUUUUCCCCACGAGCGCACCAGGUCGCCCACACGUCCGGUGGCAGCCUUAUGAAGAAGUUCAACAUGCGCGACAUCGAGCCCGAACUGUAUUCCAAAUUGUUGUUUCGGGGGCUGGCGCAACAGAAAACAGAAUCCAAGGUGGCCGAACGGUUUUUCGACGAAGACGGCACGACGACCGCGGCUUCCUCCCGCCCGGCGUCUAGCCGUCGACCGCCCCCGGGAGCGUUCACCAUCACGAAGUCUUUGAUCAAGUCGCAGGUGGCAGCCUCGCAGCAGAUCGCCACGUUCAACCGUUCUCGCCCCGCGUCUGCGCGAUCCCCGUCUCCGCGACCCGCUCCCGCGUCCGUUCGAACGCGGCCGCAAUCCGCUGUGCUUGCGAGUGUCCCGAAGCUGCAAUCGGACGGUAACGAAACCUCCGCGGAGCGGUACCAAUUAGUUGCGCGAACCACGGAAAACCCGGGCCAAAUUCGGGUCGGGUUUGAGACCGCACCUCCGCUGCCCGAACGUGUUCAUGCUAGUCCCACGCUCGAUGCGGCGGAACGAAAAGAGGACCUUGUUCAGGAAGUGGCAAAUCGCGUUCUGUCAAGCACUCUGGCCGGGAUGCGGGGGGAACCCGUGACCAACGAACCCUGGUCGCCGAACCUGCUGGCAGCAGCGGGAACAGACACCGACCUGGACGACGAAUUCGCUUCCGUCGGCCGGCGCACCGGACGAGGCCGUCCGCGCAGUCCCGCCGCGCCGGCGGCUGAGAAAAUAAAUCUGCGAAACGGAAGUGAACUGCACGAGAUUGUAGCCAACGCGGGUACUAGCGCUAGCGACGAUGAGGACAAGGCUGAGUUGGUGCAGGACGUCGCGGACCGUGUCUUGUCGAAAAGCAUCGCGGAGAACAUCGAGCGGGAGGCGCAGGCAAAAACCCCCGCACCGCUGUCGCCGCCCUCGGCACGUCGCGAAGAGCUGAGUGGAACGGCGCUGGCCGUGGUGAGCAAGCGUCCGCAGAGUGCUCGGCCACACGGGGGGAGCAGAACACACUCCCUGACGGCCGCUACAAGGCACGACACGAGGGCCGCUCCGGAAGAACCCGAAGAGGAAGCGGAUGAAGACGAUGAAUUCGCGUAUGAUCUUGACGGAGACGACGCGCUUUUCGGCAACGAAUUCGACGCCCACCUGGGUGGGGGAGCCGCGGCGCUUCGUUCGUUUUUCAAAAGCGGCGGCGCGCAGAAAUUUUGUCCAGACGAGGUCAAGGUGUCGGAGGUGCGGCAGAUGCGGCGCGAGCUGCGGGCCCGGCGCGGAGGUUUCACGGCUUUGCUGAUGCCGAACGCAGACGAAGAGGCCAUGCGAAAGGUGACCAAGAAGGGCGAAGAGAAGGAUGUGAAUUACGCAAAACGGGAAAUGUUCUGGCACGAAAAGCUAGCGGCGGCUCGCGUACGGGCCGCGCGGCACCAGGUCAAGGUUUCCAAGGGCAUGAGCAUCAAGAUCGACCGGCAUAAAGCCCCAGCGCAGUCAGCGCCGUUGUCGCCCUUCUCUGCUGGAAGUCCAAUGCGGUCCCCCUCGCGGCCGCAGUCCGCAACAUCACAGGCGCGCGGUGCGCUUUUGAAGACGAGCAGCAGCAGUCGUCCCUCAACCGCACCACGAACACGGCCGGGAAGUGCAGCGUCCUCCGCCUUGCCACCCAUCAAGAAAGUCAAACGCGACAUCGCGUACGACUUUCUGAACUCCAUGGAGAGACAACCGCUACAAGGACAGUUGAAGGACACAAUAUCCACGCUCCUCUCCACCAUCCACGAGUCGGGAAAACAAAACGAGGACGAUGCCAAUGAGGGGGGAAACGUUGCGGAAACAGAUAAGAAGUCCACUCCAGCGGGCACAGCUGGACCGCACCGACGUCCGGCAUCGGCCGCGCACCUUCGGAGGAUGGAGCAACAACGGAAGCGCAAGCAGCGGCCGCAGGAGUGGUUUUACGCCCACACCGUGGUUGCCUGUAUCAACGAAAACUGCUGCCGCGGUCAGCGCUACUAUUUCGAUGAGCCGAAGGAGCGUCUCGACCACAUCGUCAUGGGACGGACGUCAAAACACUACUACGGUUAUCUGGAAAAAAAGGAAAAAUUGAGAUGGGAUAAACCCGACUUAGAUUAGUGAACUUCUCCCACAACAAGAACUCAUGUACUAAUGACCGCAUUGAUUUCAUUUCGAAGAAAGCAAGGUGAGAAUACGAUAGACAGAUAUAUGGAAAGGGAAAGUACCACUAACACUAUGCAAGUAUACUAAGUAAGUAGAGCCUUCUCGGCGGACUGAGAAAAUUGACAAAUGAACCAGAAUUUUAUUGCACCAAAUCAAUGCAAGUCCAAGUGGACCUCGCGCAGCGUGCACAGAAUGGAUAAAUAUUAAUAUGUAGGAAAUUGCUUAUGCACAAACUCUUAAUAAAUAAACCGUAUCUCAAUCAUUUGUAAAAAAGUGUCUGUACCCUGCUGCUCCUGCUUCUGCUGUUUCCUACUCUGACUCACCCUGUAUGCUUCAUAUACAAAUGAAUACCUGAAGCUAAGCCUAAGCGUUGUAAAGAACUAGAGGUGGCCUAGGAUAAUUCCUUGUUUCGCGCAACAACUUUUGCUUAUGAUUUGCAAGCUUAAUCUGCACAUCAUACCGGCAAAUCACCAUCAAGGAGCAUGGCGCGCACAACGAACAAGAACAGAUGAUUGAAUAAACCCCUAAACCUCUUUACCAGUGCUACUCUACAGAUCCAAAUACCAGACCGCUGUGGUCGGGAAACCGG